This is a messenger RNA of Nematolebias whitei (Rio pearlfish), 3864 nucleotides long. RefSeq names its product scavenger receptor cysteine-rich type 1 protein M130. The record is from RefSeq and is a predicted model, not a curated record. Gene Ontology annotation, cellular component: membrane. Lineage: Eukaryota; Metazoa; Chordata; Actinopteri; Cyprinodontiformes; Rivulidae. Bases 1 to 3864 code for a protein of 1287 amino acids. The transcript is spliced from 19 exons.
AUGUGGCUCCUUCUCCUCCUCCUCCUCCGUCACUCCUUCGCUCACACCGAGUUCGUUGACUUUCAAGAUCAUUUCAGAGUCGUUCUGCAGAACAGAACCAACCCUUGUGAAGGUCCCGUUGAAGUGUACUAUAAUAGCGAGCGGGGCUAUGUCGGAGACAAGUACUGGGACGCGCGCACCGAAGAGGUGGCGUGCAGGAGCACUCACUGCGGCGUUCCGGUGCAGAACUCCACGAGCAACGUCCGCAGAUCCAUGAAACGCAAAGUCUGGCUCAACGAGCUGCAGUGUGCCGGUACCGAGCAGAACCUGUGGGACUGUCCGGGCUGGCCCGCUCCAGGCGUCAGCUUUUACCAGAAAGCUACUGUGAAAAAGAUCAAAUGUUCAAAUAAUGUGAGCAUAAGUCUGAAACAGCACAGGUGUGAAGGAGCUGUGCAGUUUUCCAUGAACGACGAAACUGGUUACAUUUGCAAAGAGAACUUUGGCGAAAACGAUGCCAGACAUCUGUGCGAGCGCCUCGGAUGUGGAGAGUUCGAGAAGAUGCUGACAGCAGAAUGGAUGACCGAGCUGGAUUUUCAACAUUCAAGAAAGAUGAUGCUCAACUGUUCAGGCAUCGCUGAGGUCACUCACCUGUGGCAGUGUGUUCGUCCACCUGUGUCCGUAGCGUGCCAGCGCCCUGCCUCUGUCUCGUGUGAAGGUCACAGGAAACUGCAGCUCAAAGGAAACUCGUCAAAUGUUUGCUCUGGACAACUGGAGCAGUUCAAAAACGGCCAGUGGGAAACUCUGAAAGAAAACACUCAUCCUGAUAAGUGGUGCAAGCAAAUGCACUGUGGCGACCCCCACGACCUCCGUCAGACUAAAGAAAACUUGACAUGCUCAGACAACGUCAGAGUCGUUCUGAUGAACAACAACCAGGAAACCAAAUGUUACGGAGAAGUCUACGUCAACGUGAACGGUACAAACACGGCAGUGUGUGGCUCCGGGUGGAGCGAGAAGGAAGCUGAAAUAGUCUGCAAAGAAUUAAACUGUGGCGCAGUGCUCCCUAAGAAAACGAAACUUAAUCCAGCGUUACAAUCUGGGAUUAUGGAUCAUGUAAAGUGUGAACGUGGUGAGGCCUCCCUGUGGCACUGCAGGGCUAAACGUGGCCACAGAAUAACCUGCUCCACCGUCCCGUACGUGGUCUGUGCAGGAAGUGUGGAUGUGAAACUGGUGGACGGUCCUGGAAAAUGCUCUGGGAGACUGGCAGUUCAAGACGAAGGCCAGUGGAAGCAAGUUAGCUCUGCUGGUUGGACAGACGAAGGUUCAGACAUCGUCUGCAAACAUUUUGAGUGUGGAGAUAAAAGUAGAAGAAACAAUAAGGACAAAUUCAUAAAGGGUACUGGUGAUACCGUGACCAUGACGUGCGAAAAAGACAGUUCUAAAAUAUCCGACUGUAAAAUUAGCCCAAACCCGUCAAGCAAAACCCAAGAUCCUGUGGGAAUAACCUGUGAGGGACACAAAGUUAUAUUUCUGAACGGCCCUGGUUCGUGUUCUGGCAGAGUUGGGGUGGAACAAGGCGACAGAACCUUCUGGCUCUCUGGGUCCAAUGAGACGUGGGACCGAGCUGCAGCCAACACGGUGUGCCAGCAGCUGCACUGCGGGGAAGCUAAAACCUUUGGGUCAGAACCUUACAGUGACACCGACGUAUGGAAGGAGUUUUACAGCUGCUCGCCCAACGACAAGUCUCUGUUCGAUUGUCACAAAACUGCUCCUCCACCUGACUCCAACCGCACUAUUGCCAAAGUGACGUGCACAGGUAACGUGAAACUCCCCCUGACAAAUAAAUGCUGGGGAGACGUUCACAUCUCUGCAGCAGGGAAAAGUGGGGGUGUGUAUGCAGAUACCUGGACAGCAGACAUGUCCACGAAGCUGUGUGAAGAACAGGAAUGUGGGGACACCAUCCAAAGCAUAAGCAGCCCGUCGAAGGGAAGAGAUGUCAUCUUUAAGAGUUUGCACGCCAGAAGCCGAACGUCUCCUCUGAACCAGUACAGCUUCGUGAAAAUAGACGACAACGCGAAGAUCAAAUCCAAAAAUAAAGCCUAUGUUGUCUGCAAAGACAGCGUCGAGGUCAGAUUCUCUACGACUCGGGACAAAUGCUCCGGUAAUAUUCAGAUACUUUAUGAGGGCAGGUGGCAUCCAGUGCUCAAGAGUUCUCUUGAAAAUACUCAAACUCGAAACGCCAUCUGUAAAGAGCUGAAGUGUGGCAACGCUCUCGCCGUUAAUCCCUACUUUGGACCGGCACCAGCUGAGGAUCAUGUCAUCAGCAUAACAGAGUGUCGUAAAAAUAAUUUUUCAUCUUGUCAAAUAACUCCAGAGAACGCAGCAGCCUCACGUCAGCUGGGAGCGCUCCACUGCUCUGGCUGGAGGAAGAUGGCUUUAGAAGUUGAUUACGCCUGUAAAGGUGAAUUAAGUGUUUACUCCAAAGGAACCUCUGAAGACAAAAGAAGUGUCGUUUUCAGCCAAGACUGGCAAGAAGCUGAGGGGAAGAGGCUCUGCUUGGAUAUGAACUGUGGCAACUUCAAGAGAUUUACAGAAUUUCCUUUGGAAGCGUCUGAGACGGUCUGGAACAAAACCUUUACUUGUUCUUCUAACGCCACCAACAUCUGGGACUGUGAAAAAGCAGCUGCUCCCACAGAGCAGAAAAAGCUCUACAUCGAAUGUGGCGUUGAGCCGAAUGUCAGUCUUUCAAAACCGUGCGCCGGAGUGGUGAGUAUAGACGGCGUCCCAGUGUGCGACCGGCAGUGGAAGCUUGAAUAUUCACACAGGGUUUGUCAACAACUGAACUGCGGCAAUGCCAUCGAGGGACUUUUGGAAAGUAGACCUGCUUCGAACAAAGAAUCUUACCACGUCCGCUGCGAUGAGCACAAUUACAUCAUCGGUCAGUGUCACAGAGUCAAAGGACGGUGCCAGAACGUUGUCUCCAUUUACUGUACUGGUAACGUCUCGUUCAACACCACGAAAAAGUGCAGCGGUCAAAUAACGAUUAACUACGACGCAAACAGAAACCGAAGGUUGUGCAAAGCCAACGUUUCUGAUGCGUUGCUGAACAACACGUGUCAAAGGAGCGGCUGUGGUUCUUUUACCAGAAAACAUCUGUCCAGCUCAGACAGGAAGGAUAAUGUUGAAGUAAGCCUGCAAUGUCCAAGCAUCUACAGAGACAUGAGGUACUGUGUCAAAAAGGAGGCCUGUGAAACUCCAUCUCCACUCCUCAUUGAAUGUGAAGACUUUGAGUCUGCUCUCGAAGUUAUCACGCAAAAACCAACAAACCCAGUUCCUAUCCUGGUGGGAGUGGGAAUUGUUCUCGUCCUCGUUAUGUUGAUUGUGAUAUUUAUCAGUUAUCGCAUUAUCUUGAGAAACCAGAAAUCCAGAGUUCUGUCAAAUAUGCUGCCACAGCAGGAAGGUGAGUGGGAAAGUGGAGACUAUGAAGUUAUGGACAAAGAAGAAAUCGAAGACUGUAGUCAUGACAGAUUCAGAUCAGAAUCUGAAAUUAAAAGAGACAAAGACGUAGAAAGCCAUGCCUCGCUCAGUUACGACGAUAUCGAGGAGGUGGCUGAAGCUCAGCCCCUGACGUCGCCAGGAUCUACGGAUGCUGCUGCCCCAGAGGAUAAAGUUCCUAACACAAGCGAUGGAAAGUUUUUAACCAAUUUUGUGUCGUACGAAGUGGACGACGCUCAGGAGAACUGUGGCGACAUUGAUGCGAGCCCCGAGCUAGCCCAGACCAGGGCUGAGGUCCACAACAGGGUUGAGACCUCACCAGGAACUGAUGCCGCUGCACCUCAAGACUCUGAACAGAAAGAGGAUUACCUGGUUCCUGGUCGAGAUGGGUGA